Molecule: messenger RNA, 20680 nt
Organism: Spirodela intermedia
Lineage: Eukaryota; Viridiplantae; Streptophyta; Magnoliopsida; Alismatales; Araceae
Source: the annotation of a GenBank genome assembly
AUGGCGGGGAUCUCCCAGCUGCUGCAGAUUCUGCGCGACGAGAAGAGGACCCCGAUGCUGGUCGCCCAGAAGCUCCGGUCGGAUUCCGCCCGAAAGGGACUGCGGAACUUCCUUCGCGUCCUCCGGAGCGGGAUCGAGGUCGGCGAGGGUGGGAGGCUGGGGGUCGAGAGCUGGAGCCGACAGCAGAUCGAGGCCACGGUGUCGGUUGCCAGGCCGAUCAUCGCCGCCAGUCUCUCCACUCCUGGUGGGGAUGCGCUUCCGUUCCGUCUCGUUUAGUAUUGCGAUGCCAGUUUGGUUCCGUGCUUACAUUAUUUUUUUUUAUUUUUUACCUUUCGUGGCAUUUGUGGUCAGUUGAGAACGCCGAGCCAGUGGUGCUAGCGAUUCUCGGGGAUUCUAUUGAGCUAUGUACAUGCUUGUUGGAGAAAUCAACGUUCGAGAGCGAUAAUUUUAGUUUGCAGGUUCGCGUUUUAACCUUUAAAUGUGUACAAAAUAUGUUUCCAAGUAUUGAGGUAUCAGCUGAUUGUUUGAUGGCAUUUAUUUUCGUAUUUACUGAUCAACCUUUUGCUUACCCAAAUAUGCUGCUUCAUAGGUAUUAUGUCUGCCUUUAAUUUUUUCGUCUAGUAUUAUCAAAUGCGUCAAUUAUUUUAGAAGACAUCGCAUUGUACGUUUGCAGCAUCCAAAGUGAUGAUUAUUCGGAAAUUCCUGCUUCAUUUCAUGCAUACGUAGUCUUGAGCUGUUAGGAAUAUCAAUUUCUCAAUCCUUUGAACAAAUAUAUCGUUUUUGGUGCUUAUUUUGAUUUUUACUGCUGUUGACUGAUGAGAACUUCUUAUUCUUCACAUUUAUAACCGAAUGCAACUUUUACAGUAUAUAUAGCUCUGGGAGAGUUUCUCUCGUACUAUCUUUAUAUAGGUCUUGCAAUAUCUAUAAGGCCUAAAAAUUAAGCACGCAUAGGAAGGGCUUUAAAAAAAAAACGGAGUGAAGACAUGGUACUAGAAAAAUAAAACUUCCUAAAAAGUUUCUAACAGCCCUAAGCACUGGAAAGUGUAAAUAUCAUGGAAAGAAGAUAUAUUUAGGAAUAUAUCUCUGAACAUAUCUCAUGAUGAGUCUACAUUUGCAGCAGCCAAAUAUAUGAUUAUACUGGCAUUCCUACUUCAUUUCUUCAAUAAGGAGUUUUGAGCAAAUAGGAGUAUCCAUUUCUUAAUCCUUUGUUCAUGCUCAUUGUUUUUUGUGCUUAUUUGGAUUUUUACUACUGUUGAGUAUUAAUGAUUUGCGAUUCGCUUUAUGUUUGUAUAUGAAUUCCUUUUUUUAGUUAUUCAAAGUUGUGGAUUACUAUUUUACACGAUCAUACUUUUUCAUUAUCACCCUUACUGUAAAAUUUCAUUUGUGGCCAUUCUAUCAAAAUGAUAUCUCAGCAGGGCGAGGUUUUUGUUUAUUGGUAAUGCUUAUUUCAUGACAAUGCCAAAGAUGGAAGUGUGCCAGCUUUGGCUUUAAACCAUACCCCAACUUUUCAAACUGCCAUUCAUGAUAUAUCCUGGAAUGUUGUUUGAUCGCAUCCUUGCAUUACAUUCUCCAUAAUGGGUACCUUUGACUGGCCAGUGCUUGUCAUAAUCUAGAAUUGCUUCAACAAUCGCUAGAUUAGUUAUGAGCAAGGACAAUGUUGGCUUCUAUCAUACAUUUUUGUUUCAUUGUAAAGUUUACGGUGAAAGGUCACCGUUGUAACUAAAUAAAGGGGUUUUUUAUGGGUCUUCUGAAACCUCUUGUUGUAAGAGUCAUUGGAAAGGAAAACACACAAGAUUGUAAAAGUAGUGAGAAGAUUGGUCUUUGAAUUUUUACAAGUUAGGGUUUGUUCCUUGCUUUUGACGGAGUUGGGUUCUUCAUGGAUUCUGAGCCAUCUUGACUAUACAGUAGGACUAUGAAAACCAGCCAUACCGACUACAGAGCAACUAAAAUCCAACAACGUGGUAAAACAGGAUAUGAAAUCAGAAAAGCUCUCAGAAAAAGACCAUUAAUGUAACUUGUCACUUGUAGAUCUGUGUACUUGCUCAUCUUUUCUAUCUCAUUCGUGAAGAACUCAUAUAACCACCUCGUGUCCUCCAGAAGCUGAGGACUGCUAUUUUUCAUUUUAAAGUCCUCUGGAUAGCUAAUCCCGUAAAUUUAUUGGAGAGUGCAUACUACUCCCUUUCCCAAACCUGAUAUUCUGCAGUUUUUCACUUUUAAGGCCAAAGAUGAUCUUACAAUCUCUAAGUUCUCGCAGUUUUUUUUCCAUGUACCAGAAAACUGCAAUGGAGACCUAGGAGCUGCAUUCCAUGUGCUCCUACUUUUUUACGCUUUGUCACUGUGAUGUUUACCUGAAGUGCAUGCUUAUCUUGCCUAUCCCUGCCUGGCCAUAUCGCCGACAGAUCUUUAUGGAAAUUUCAAUAUUGAAAAAUGGACAGCGUUCUCUCUUUGUCUUUUACAAAAUACUCUCCGAAUUUGAGAGAGAUUACUCUUUUGUCUUUGCAUCCAUCUUUCCAAGAGAAAGAGAGUGUGAUUAGUUGUUUCUAUUUUUUAUGAUUUUUUUUUAAGAUUUGAAGUUCUUGGAAAAUCCAGAAUUGAUUGUAGAUAUUUUUUUAAACUCUAAAAAUAGAAUACAGAUGUUCAUGUACUCUAGGAUGCUGUAGACUAUGCUUGUGCCAAUCUGCGUAAUGUGACAGAUUAAAAAUUUUCUCAAUAAAAAUGUUUGUAAUCCACCGUUCUCUUAGUCUACAACUAAUAAAAGUGAGCACCUUUGACAACUCUCGCUCCUGAAUGGCUGUGAUGAUCUCUCCAUUCAGAAGGAUAAUGAUCCUAUAAUCAUUUAGCCUGUCUGGUCCAGCAUUCUUUGGUUCCAAAUACUGAAAAUAUCUUGGAAUGAACCUCAGUUGUUGUUUCCAUGCUUAUUUAACGAAGUAUCAGCUUUUAUUUCUUGAGGUGGAAGCACAUUUUAGGAGGGGUCCGGGAUAAAAUGAGUGAUUCUCCAAUCUCACACUAUAAUUGGCAUCACCUGCCCUCUCCUCAAUAACAGUAAACCCAUUUAAGUCUAGUGUGUGUAACAGGGCUGAUCAGAUUUUCGUAAAGUUCCUUCUUCCGUUUUAUUUUUUGUGGGGCUGAUGACCCCAUUUUUUAUAGUAUUCUAGGAAACAGACUUGUAGCAGCCUUCAGUAUGCCAGGAACAUCUGGGUGAAAGCCAAUAACUACAAAAGAAGGGAAAUCUUAGGCAACUAUAUGCCGUUCCAUUCCACCUUCUCAUAUCUCUCCUUCAUUUAUCCGCACAUCUCAUUAUUUGGUUCUUCACGUUUCGAAGUUUUCCUUUAGUCUCUGGAUAUCUGAUCUAAUGUAAUUAUGUUCGAGCUCCUUGCUAAUAUUUUUAAAUUUAUCAUUUGAGAAUCGGAUCCUUCUAAUUUAAAAUGUUCUCAAGGAAAUAAUAUCCAUUGCAACUUCGUUCCACUACACACACUAUAAUUUUAACUAGUCAUUUUUCUUGAACUUCGUUUUUGACUUCUGAUUUAUUUUUACUACUUUGAUUUGGCAGAAUGCCCUCAUAGAAGUAUUAGAGAUAGCAUUAGUUGAAGGAAAGAUGAAGGAUUUUGAAGCAUGUAAACAUCCUGGUGAUACUAUUGAAGAAUCAUUGCCUAUUACUUCUGUUGACCUGGAUUUUAUGGAACUAGAUGACUACCCCAAAUAUAAUUUUCGAGGUAUUGGUACUCCAUUGUCCCCUAGAACUACAUUCUACUUUACAUUCGAACUGUAUUUUCCUGACGCUUGGAGUUGUCUUACAUUUGAGUUAGGUGUUGACUGCUUGAAGAGCCAGAAUCCAAGGGAUAGCGUCUUGAUGGUCCUGACUUCGGAUUGCUUUACAGGGUUUACUGAACAGUCAUUUCCCAAAUCGUUCAAUAGUGUUUUUUCUUUAUCUCAGUACUGGGCAGUUUCUCAUGUAAAAUGCUUAUCUCGCCUCCUCAUGCUUUCGAAGGAAUGGUUUCUGCCUUCAAGUACUUGCAAACAGCAGGCAGAAGAUGUUACUUUUUGUUUGAAAUUGUCCUUAAGUUUAAGGGUCCUCAAAUUGUUGAUUAAUCUUACGAAGGAUAUUCCCCUAGUUGGUUUUGAUGCGGACUUGCUCUGUAUAGUUGCGUGCAUUGCUGAUGGCCUGCCAAAUCUGUUUAAACUGGAGUCAGAACUUUCCGAGUGUGAAUCAAGCACUGCGCAGAAUAGUUUUUGGAGUCUCUUAUUGAAUCUGCUAGAAGAAUUUCUUCAAUUUGUUCAAAUUGCUUUUUGUGACAAUGUAGUGUAUCACAAUGUUCGGACGAGUAUGGCUGCUUCAAUUUUGGGUGCCUUAGAUUCCGGUUUAUGGAGGUAUAACAGUUCAGGCUCCUCUCUGAGGCCCCCAGUAGCUUACUUCCCUCAGGUUGUGAUGCACCUGCUGAAGCUCAUAGGGGAGAUUAAGAAUCAGAAAUCACAGUUGCUUGACACAAAGAAGGUUAAUGUUCAAAUGCCAGACUCUUUAUCUAGCUGUGAGUCUCAUAUUUUCUCAUGCCAUGUUAAUUCUGAGGUGUCUCUGCUUCGGAGCUACACAACUGAAGAACAUCUGAGAAUAAUAUUCCCGUCAUCAAGAGAGUGGGUGGAUGACUUUGUGCACCUGGUUUAUUUCCUUCAUUCCGAAGGAGUACGUUCCAGGAUUAAGACUGAUAUAAUGCGUCUAACUUGUGCGAAGUCUAUUGUUUCUGACCUGGACAGCACAACAAGUCAUGAGGAGGAGGCCAUUUUUGGAGAUCUUUUUUCUGAAGCUUCUCGACCUGUGGGAUCAUCAGAUGGGCAUGAUCAACUGCCUAUUAUUGCAGCUGGGUUCUCCAGUAGUCUUCAUGUGCCUGUCAUAGCAGCAGCAAUUGAACUACUGAACUUCUUGAAAUUGUGUAUCUUCUCUCCGGAUUGGAAUUAUACAAUUUUCUCUGACGCCUGCAAAAAGUUCAGCGACCAUCAUAUCGACAACUUACUUUCAAUGCUUCUCUGCCAAACCUAUCCUGAUGACAGGCCUGCUAAUAUUAGUGGUGCUUCCACAUCUCAAGGAACUCUUGGUCAUGCUAAUGAAGUUUGCUUUGAGCUGCUGCAUAAUCUUCUAGUGCAUCAUGUUUUGUCCACUUCUCUUGAAGAGCACCUUGUGGACCAGAUACUGAUGGUGAACAAUGGCAAAUAUAUGUACAAUGACUACACCCUUGCCUUGCUCGCGCAUGCUCUUAUUUCCACAGCAGGAUUGAGUGGAAGCCAUCUAGCGACCAACAUAUACAAGGCGUAUGGCAACUAUAUCAUUGAGAGAACAAAAGAAAUCUUCAGUGGAUGCCCUGAACUCACUGAACUCUUUGGAACUCUGCCUAAUAUUUUCCACAUAGAAAUACUUCUGAUGGCUUUCCACUUGUCUAAUGAGGUUGAGAAAUCUGCUCUUGCAAGUUUUGUGCUACUUUCUCUCAGGGAGGUAAAUAGUCCUCCAGAAGGAUGUAGCACAAAACAACUCUCUUGCUGGGCAUUGUUAGUGUCCAGACUCAUUCUGCUUCUACGUCAUUUGGUUUUGCAUCCAGCUACAUGUCCUUCAUGGUUGCUUUUGAGGUUGAGAUCAAAAUUGAGAGAGUCAUCCUCUAGGUCAUGUUUUUCCCAUAAUUCCAUUGAAAGCUAUUCUUCCUGGGUAUCAAUAGAAACAGGAAAGAUUUUGGGAGAUCAUGUCAGUGAGCUACCGGUUGUAAAUUCCUUGCUUCCUCAUCUAAUUGAUGUAGCUGCAUUCCAACUCCCUGCUUCACUCUGUAGAGAUAAUGAUGAUUUCCAGCUAUUGAGUCUUGAUUGUAAUGAUAUGUUUGCCACCUUUUCUUGGAUCCUGAGAUUCUGGGGUAGUAGAAAAGCUGAAGCUGUAGAAGAUCUCUUGCUUGAAAGAUAUCUAUUUAUGCUCUGCUGGGAUACUUGGCUGUGUGUUGGUUCCUUUUGCAGUCAGUUUCAGUUGAAAAGCGACUCUGAGAUUCAGUUGUCAUCAAUGCCAGAAUCUUUCCUCAAUUUUGGUAAUUUUUUGUUAAACCAUAAUGCAAUUACAUCUGAGGGUACCAAUCCAUCAGCAGUAGUAAUGCAAGUCCUGCAGCAGCUGCACUCUGCACAGGUACUGGAUUGUAAUCUAGAUCAAGGCUGGGAUUUUCUAAGAAAUGGGUCAUGGUUGUCUCUCGUGCUUUCUGUGCUUCAUGCUGGCGUUUGGAUGUACUCUGUUAGAAAUGACCUUUCUGGGAUUGACUCCUUCUGGAUUGAAAACAGCACAAAGGACUGUAAGUUCUUGAAUGCUGCUGAAGGCACAGUUAUAUCACUAACUGAGUCGGGUAAACUUGGAUGGCUGUUAAAUUUUUUGUUGUCUUGUUUAAAGCAACAGUUGCAGAUUUUUCAAGAAGCCUUUCUUUAUGUCCUUGAUGGUAAACGAGACCAUCGUGAUGGAUUUUCUAGUCUAUUGCUAUUUAAAAAUGUGUUAGUUGUUGGACGCGGACAAAAUGAUAUACUUGAGAAGUGUAGUUCCAAAAAUUUCCAGAUGAACUCUAUGUUUUGCCUUUUAUCAAAGCUUGACGAGGUCGCUAUCAUGGAAAACACAGGGAUAACUGCAAGAGUACUUUAUAGAUGCUUGUUGCAUGGUUUUCCAUCACAUUCAAAUAUUUCCAGUGGGUUACUUUUCUCAUGUAUCCUUACAGUGAGAGACAUCAUAUAUACUGUUGAUGGGUUACUUAAAAUAAAAUCUUUUAUUGGAGAUACUCAUUUUGAUGGAAAUAUGAUUCAUGAAAUUCUCGAGUCCAUAAUGACCAUAAAGUCGGACGUUAUUUUUCGCAGUAUUCAUGGAAAAUGUGAUUCUAUUUAUGGUAGUAUUGCUCCAAGCUUGGAUGGGAGCUUGGACUACAGUUCUCUGUAUGAACUGAAGCACAUCUUGGGCUUUCUUUCAGAAUUAAAUUGUCAUGAUGUCACUGAUGCUUCUAUACAUGAAACAUUGAUUAUAGCAGCUCUCGACAAAGCAGAGUGCCUCAGGAGAGAUCAGUCCAAAGCUGAUGUUUUCAAUUUUUUUCUUGGCACCGGACAAAAUGCCUUUAAAGCAGUGGAGAAAUAUAUUGAGGGAAAAUGUUUUAAUUUUUUUAUUUUAUUUAAUGCACUGGAGAAAUGUUCUUCUGAAACCGUCAACCUGAAAGUUCUGAGUUUCUUGGUCGAUCUUCUGACUGGCACUUCUCUUUAUCCUGGGUUCAAAGAGGCACUACAAAAGAGGUUGCUUGAAAUUGACUUGUCAAGUAUGUCCCUGUGGUUGGAAAAGAGACUCCUUGGAUACUGCGUGGAAUCCCCUGGGGGUGUUAUAUCAAGAGAAAGUUCUGCAGCUCUAAGGGAGUCGACCAUGAAUUUCCUUUCAUGUAUAAUCUCUCAACCAUGUGAGAUGAUGUCCAGGGAACUUCGCAGUCGAUUUGUUGAGGCAAUGCUUUUGUCUCUUGAGAAUGCGUUUACACUGUAUGACCUCAACACUGCCAAAGCAUUUUUCACUUCUCUGGUUCAACUAUUGGGUGGGGAGUCUCCAACGAAAAAGUUCUUGGAGAGGAUCUUGUUGCUGAUUGAGAAAUUAGCUGAACGUGAGGAUUUGCUGCCAAAUUUGAAGUUUCUCUUUAGUUUUCUUGGGGCUGUUCUUGGUGAUUCUGGAGCCAGUAAGAAUGUGACUAAUAAAAUUUCUGAAAAGCUUUCCUCCAGUAGUAGCUUUGGGGUUGAAUCUUUAGUUUCGAGGCAGAUUAGUAGAAAGAAUCCUGAGGCAUUGGCUCUUCCACGCAAUCAAGAAACAGAUUCCACAAAUGUCGAUUGUGAUGCAACAUCUGGAGAUGAAGAUGAAGAUGAUGGAACAUCUGAUGGUGAGUUGGCCAGUGUAGAUAAGGAGGAUGAGGAUGAUAGUAACAGUGAGAGGGCACUUGCUUCCCAGGUAUGCACUUUUACAUCUAGUGGCAGCAAUUUUAUGGAGCAGCACUGGUAUUUUUGUUACACAUGUGAUUUAACUGUUUCUAAAGGAUGCUGUUCAGUGUGUGCCAAGGUUUGCCAUCGUGGUCACCGUGUUGUAUAUUCUCGUUCUAGCAGAUUUUUCUGUGAUUGUGGGGCAGGAGGUGUUAGGGGCAGCAGUUGUCAAUGUCUGAAGCCCAGAAAAUUUGCUGGCGGCAGUAAUUCUACAGUUCGUAGCAGUACUAGCUUCAAAUCUCUGUUACCAUUCUCAGAAGACGGUGAUCAGGCUCCAGAAAGUGAUUCGGAUUUGGAUGGUGAUGUGCAUGCAGAUGUUGAUAGUUCAUUCAAAUUCUCUAUUCCACGAGAGAUGUUAGAAGUUCUCCCUACCCUUCUUGAAGAUGUUGAUACUGAGAAACAUGUGCUUAGACUUUGCAGUAAAUUAGCCCCGGCAGUGAUCAGCAAGCGUGAAUCCAACCUUUCGAAGGAGAAGAAGGUAGUAUUGGGUCAUAAUAAAGUGGUGUCUUACAAUACUGAUGUUUUUCAAUUGAAGAAAGCUUUUAAGGGUGGAUCAUUGGAUCUGAAGAUCAAGGCAGACUAUGCCAAUUCACGGGAUCUUAAAUCACACUUAGUAAGUGGUUCACUUGUAAAAUCACUGCUUAGUAUCAGCACUCGAGGUAGGCUUGCUGUUGGAGAAGGAGACAAAGUUGCCAUUUUUGAUGCCAGCCAGCUAGUUGGACAGCCCGCUGUAGCCCCAGUAUCAGCAGAUAAGAGCAGUGUGAAGCCUGUUUCAAGGAAUAUUGUUCGAUUUGAAAUAGUUCAUCUCCUAUUCAAUCCCAUUGUAGAAAAUUACCUAGCUGUUGCAGGGUACGAGGAAUGCCAGGUUCUUACUUUGAAUUCACGUGGUGACGUCACCGAUCGUCUUGCUAUUGAGCUUGCUUUGCAGCAUGGCUAUAUUCGGCGUGUGGAUUGGGUUCCUGGUUCGCAGGUUCAUCUGUUGGUCGUUACCAACAUGUUUGUCAAGAUAUAUGACCUAUCGCAGGAUAAUAUUAGUCCUGUCCACUAUUUUACUUUAACAGAUGAUGUGAUUGUAGAUGCUUCAAUUGUUACAGUUUCUAUGGGAAGACUUUGUAUUCUUGUUUUAGCAGAACUUGGAUCCUUAUUCAGACUAGAGUUGUCCGUGGAAGGAGAUGUUGGAGCGAAACCAUUGAAUGAGGUUAUCCGUGUCCAGGGCAGAGAUGUGCAACCCAAAGGUCACUCAUUAUAUUUCUCUCCAGUGCAUAGGUUGCUUUUCUUGUCCUAUCAAGACGGAACUACAUUGAUAGGGCGGCUCGAUGCCAGUGCAAUGUCAUUUACUGAGAUGUCAGCUAUAUAUGAAGAUGAGGAAGAUGGCAAAACUAGGCCAGCCGGUCUGCAUCAUUGGAGAGAAUUACUUAUUGACAAUGGAGUUUUUGUUUGCUUCUCAAGCAUCAAAUCUAAUGCUGCUUUGAGUAUAUCAUUUGGAGAUUGUGAAUUAGUCGCACAGAACAUGAGAUACGUAUCAGGCCCAGUUUUACCUUUGGUGGGGAUCACUGCUUACAAGCCCUUAUCGAAAGACAAAUCGUAUUGCCUUGUUUUACAAGACGAUGGCAGCCUCCAGAUUUACUCUCAUGUUCCUGUUAGUACUGAUGUCACGGGAAAUCUGAACUUGGACAAAGCUAAGAAGUUAGGGGCUGGUAUAUUAAAUAGUAAAGUUCAUGCUGGAAUGAGCACAGAUUUUCCCCUGGAUUUUUUCGAGAAAACAAUUUGUAUUACAGGUGACAUAAAGCUGAGUGGAGAUGCAAUAAAAAAUAAUGAUUCUGAAGGUGCCAAGCAAAGACUUCAGUCUGAAGAUGGAUUCUUGGAGAGUCCCAGCCCUUCAGGAUUCAAGGUACACAACGUAUUUGACUGGGGUUCUGCGAUACUAUUUCAUAAUUUGUUUUUCUCAUCCGUUCUAAGAUGGCUUCUUGUAUCAUGCCGUUUUCUUCCCCUUGGCUAGCAUGAACUUUCUGUUUCUAACUUAUUGACCUUCUUUAAUUGUCAUACCAGAUUACCGUGUCAAAUCUAAAUCCUGAUGUGACAAUGGUUGGUAUUCGCGUACAAGUGGGCAAUAUUUCAGUUAAUCUUAUCCCAGCCGACAUUACAGUCUUCCAAAGAGUAAUUAAGUUGGAUGAGGGCAUGCGAUCGUGGUAUGAUAUUCCAUUCACGACUUCUGAGUCGCUUGUUUCCGAUGAGGAGUUCACAAUCUCCAUUGGUCCAACUUUUGAUGGAUCCUCAGUACCUAGAAUAGAUUCAUUGGAGAUAUAUGGUCAGUCUAAAGAUGAAUUUGGUUGGAAACAGAAAAUGGAGGCUGUUCUAAAUAUGGAAACCCAUGCUCUCGGAGCUAAUUAUGGCAUUACAGCUGUUCGAAAAAAAUGCCAGACAAUGCAAGCUGCUUCUGUUCAAGAGCAGGUGUUAGCGGAUGCUCUCAAUCUUCUUUCUAGGUUAUACUCAUCAUGCAGGUCAUGGACUUGUUCAGAAGUUGAGGAAGCCAAUCUGGAGCUUAGCAAAGUCAAAUGCAAGGAUUUACUGGAAACAAUAUUUCAAAGUGACAGGGAGCCAUUGUUACAGACUGCUGCUUCCCAUGUUCUUAAGUCCAUUGUCCCUAGGAGGGAAAUUUACCAUCAUGUAAUUAUGCAGUCCUUCUAGUAACUAGUUUGUUGUUAUGGUUACAUUUGGAUCUAUUUCAUACUAAUUUUAUUUUUUCUUGCAGGUUAAGGAUACUAUGCGCCUGUUAGGUGUAAUAAACACCUUGCCUAGAUUGAGGUCUAGAAUUGGUGUAGGAGGUGCUGCAGCUGGUUGGGUGAUAAAAGAAUUCAUGGCACAAUUGCGUGCUGUAUCAAGAAUUGCUUUACAUCGAAGAUCUAACAUGGUCUCGUUUCUUGAAACUCAUGGUAUGCUUUAACCAAUAAUUUCAAUUUCCAAAUGGGAAGAAACCGAUGUUGAGGAUGGACCAUAAUCAUGAUCCAUGCCGUUCUUACAUCUUAGGAGGCAAGGUACUAAUAGUAAUGUUAACUGAUAUUUAAACCGAAUGAAAUUGAUGAAUACAGAAUGGAAUAAGCAGACAUUUAGUUUAAGAGCUUAAUUUUAAGACAUCCUAUGUGGAUACCAAAUAUUUAAAAACUGAAUUGAUUUUUUUUGUUUUAUAUUGAAUAAAUUCUUAUCCCCGUGGAGAACCUUUAAGAUUAAGUUUUUUGUAGUCUUUUCUCCGAAGUUGGUUUUUAUCAUGCUACUGAGGAACGAAAAGUGGGUGCAGAAUGUUGUGUACGUCUUUCUUUUCUGAAAGCUUGAGAGUAGCUUUAGGGGCUCCGAUCGUUGAGCCUCUGGGUGGGAGCAUGUGAAAGAUUUGAUUUGUAAAGAAAAAACAUUGUCACAAUUUCGUAGUUUGCUGUUAAUUUACAACAUACCCUGACAAUGGUGUCUAUAUGAUUAGGUUCUGAAGUAGUGGAUGGAUUAAUGGAAGUUCUCUGGGGAAUUUUGGACUUGGAGCGACCAGAUACACAAACUGUUAACAACAUAGUCAUACCAUCUGUGGAUCUGAUCUAUUGUUAUGCGGAAUGCCUUACUUUGCAUGGAAGUGUUGCUUCUGGAUGCUCCGUUGCGGCUGCUGCUGUGUUACUUAAGAAGCUGCUCUUUGCACCCUAUGAAACGGUUCAAACUGCUAGCAGGUUAUUAUAUUCCACUGUGACCUCUCCAUGCUACUGUUCUUAGAUUUUUUAUAGAUUCUUAUUCCUCCCUUUCUUCUGCGUUUUAUUUUUUAAUGUUUUGUUUUUCAGUUUAGCUAUAUCAUCAAGGUUGCUUCAGGUUCCAUUUCCCAAGCAGAUGAUGUUAGCUCCAGAUGAUGCUGGAGAGAAUGUUGCAGCAGCAAAUGUGCCUUCUGAUGUAUCUCCUGCAACAGGUGGGAAUGCACAUGUCAUGAUUGAAGAAGAUGCUAAUAUAUCUUCAGUUCAAUAUUGUUGCGAUGGAUGUUCAACAGUCCCUAUACUUAGGCGUCGGUGGCACUGUAAUGUUUGUCCAGAUUUUGACUUAUGUGAGACCUGCUAUGAACUUCUGGAUGCAGAUCAGCUCCCUCCACCACAUUCUAAGGAUCACCCGAUGUCAGCAAUUCCUAUUGAGAUCGAUUCAGUUGGAGGUGACGGUCGUGGAGUCCUGUUCGCAAUGGAUGAACUCAGUGAUACUAACUUAAUCCAGGUUGCUACAGAUAUCAAUAUGCAGAACUCACCUUCCUCUAUUCAUGUAUCAGAGUCUAUCGAAUCUGGGGAUUUUCCUCCCGAGGAUCAGAGGUUUGUUUCAAUUUCUGCAUCAAAGAGAGCUGUGAACUCACUGCUGCUCCAACAGUUAAUUUCUGAGCUCAAAGGAUGGAUGGAGACAACUCCUGGGUUUCGAGGUAUUCCUAUCAUGCAGUUGUUUUAUCGACUGUUCUCUGCUGUCAGUGGACCUUUUAUGGAUAGCUCACAACCUGAAAACUUGGAUCUCGAAAAAGUUGUCAAAUGGUUAUUAGAUGAAAUUAAACUGAGUAGGCCGUUUGUCGUCAAGGGGCGUACAAGUUUUGGUGAAGUUACCAUACUCGUAUUCAUGUUCUUUACUCUAAUGCUUCGAAAUUGGCACCAACCUGGCGGUGAGAGCUCCCAAGUGAAGUCAGCUGCAGUUGCCGAGACACAAGAAAAAGGUUCUUUUCACAUUCCAUCAAACAGCUCUUUUUUCUCUCGCUCCAGCGAUGAUCAAGAAAAAAACGAAUUUGUUUCUCAGCUCACCCGUGCCUGUUCUUCCUUGAGACAACAAGCUUUUGUCAACUAUUUAAUGGACAUUUUGCAGCAACUCGUCUGGGAGUUUAAGUCCUCACGUGGUAGUGUUGAUAACAGUCAUGGCUUAUCCACUCAUUCAGGAUGCGGAUCCCUUUUAACAAUUAGAAAGGAGAUUCCGGCUGGAAAUUUCUCUCCUUUUUUCUCUGAUUCUUAUGCAAAAGCUCAUAAAUCAGAUCUAUUUAUGGAUUACCACAGGUUGCUGUUAGAGAACACUUUUCGCCUGGUGUAUGGUCUUGUCAGACCUGAAAAGCAUGACAAGUGUUUGGUUAAGGAGAAAACCCACAGAAAUUCUUCUGGUAAGGAAUUGAAACUUGAUGGGUAUCAAGAUGUUCUGUGCGGUUAUAUUUGCAACCCACACACGACAUUUGUACGGAGGUAUGCUAGAAGACUUCUACUACAUUUGUGUGGGAGCAAAACGCAAUACUAUCAGGUGAGAGAUUCCUGGCAGUUCUCAAAUGAAGUGAGAAAACUUUACAAACUUGUAAAUAAGUCCAGUGGCUUCCAGAAUCCUGUCCCAUAUGAGACAAGUGUUAAACUGGUCAAGUGCUUGUCUUCUAUAUCUGAAGUAGCUGGAGCAAGACCUCGGAAUUGGCAAAAGUAUUGCAUCAAACAUGGGGAUAUUCUCUCCUUUUUGACGGAUGGAAUCUUCUGUUUUGGUGAAGAAUCAGUAAUCCAGACACUUAAGCUUUUAACUUUGGCCUUCUACACUGGCAAGGACACUUCUCCCGCUGCACUGAAGGCAGAAGCCGAGGAUGGAACGGGCUCUAGUAAAGUGGGUAGUCAGUCCUCUGAUUCAAAGAAGAAGAGAAAGGGGGAUGAUGGAAGUGAAACUGGUUCAGAGAAGUCUUAUCUGGAUAUGGAGCAGGCUGUUGGUAUUUUCUAUGCAAAAGAAGGUUCUGUUCUGCAGCGUUUUAUUGAUUCCUUUUUACUUGAGUGGAACUCAACAAGUCUGCGUGCCGAAGCCAAAAGUGUCCUCUAUGGAAUUUGGCAUCAUGGGAAAAAACCAUUUCAGGAAACUUUGCUUACUGCUCUGUUAGAGAAGGUGAAAAUUCUGCCAAUGUAUGGACAGAACACCGUGGAAUACACUGAACUGCUGAUUUCGCUGUUGGGAAAGGUGCCUGAUGGCAGUGGGAAGCCACAUGAAGCAGAAGUUAUAAAUCAGUGUCUUACACCGGAUGUGAUAAAUUGUAUAUUUGAAACACUUCAUUCUCAGAAUGAACUCUUGGCUAAUCAUCCAAAUUCACGUAUAUAUAGCACUCUAGGUGGUUUAGUGGAAUUUGAUGGUUACUACCUGGAAAGUGAUCCUUGUAUUGCAUGUAGCUGUCCUGAGGUGCCUUACAGCAGGAUGAAGCUUGAAAGUUUGAAAUCCGAGACAAAGUUUACUGAUAACCGGAUAAUAGUGAAAUGCACUGGGAGCCACACUAUUCAGACUGUGACUAUGAAUGUCCAUGACGCUCGUAAGUCUAGAUCAGUAAAAGUUUUGAACCUAUACUAUAAUAAUACACCUGUUGCUGAUCUAUCAGAAUUGAAAAACAAUUGGUCAAUGUGGAAGCGCGCCAAAAGUUGCCACCUGGCUUUCAACCAGACAGAGCUGAAGGUUGAUUUUCCGAUUCCAAUCACAGCCUGCAAUUUCAUGAUCGAGCUUGAUUCUUUCUAUGAAAGUCUCCAAGCUUCCUCUCUCGAGUCCUUGCAAUGCCCUCGUUGCAGCAGAUCUGUCACUGAUAAACAUGGCAUCUGCAGUCACUGUCAUGAAAAUGCAUAUCAGUGUAGACAAUGCCGUAAUAUAAACUAUGAGAAUUUGAAUUCUUUCCUUUGCAAUGAGUGCGGGUACAGCAAGUAUGGUCGUUUUGAGUUCAAUUUUAUGGCAAAACCUAGUUUUGUGUUCGAUGACAUUGAAAACGAUGAAGACAUGAAGAAAGUGCUGGCAGCUAUUGAAUCAGAAUCAGAAAAUGCUCAUCGGAGGUACCAGCAGCUUCUUGGCUUCAAGAAACCCCUGCUUAAGCUUGUAUCGAGCAUUGGUGAACAUGAGAUCGACUCACAACAGAAGGACACCGUCCAGCAGAUGGUGGUCUCCUUGCCUGGUCCGUCAUGUAAGAUCAACCGGAAAAUCGCUCUCCUCGGAGUUUUGUACGGCGAGAAAUGCAAAGGUGCCUUUGAUUCUGUCAGCAAGAGUGUGCAGAUGCUUCAAGGCCUUCGUCAGGUGUUGAUGAGCUACCUGAACCAGAAAGGCUCCGAUAAAACAGUACCUCCCUCCAGAUUAGCAGUCUCAAGGUUGCCAAACAACUGUUAUGGUUGUGCCGCUACAUUUGCCACACAAUGUAUGGAGUUGCUACAGGUCCUCUCCAAAAAUGCCAACUGUCGAAAACAGCUUGUUGGAUUGGGCGUCUUGUCAGAGUUGUUUGAAAACAACAUACAUCAGGGCCCCAAGACGGCCCGUUCCCAAGCAAGGGCCGUUCUCUGUGCUUUCUCUGAGGGUGACGCAAAUGCAGUUGCAGAGCUGAACAAUUUGAUUCAGAAAAAAGUCAUGUACUGUCUUGAGCAUCAUCGUUCGAUGGAUAUUUCGCAGGCAACUCGUGAGGAGCUAUUCUUGCUGUCAGAGACCUGUUCAUUGGUCGACGAGUCUUGGGAAGCAAGGUUGCGCGUUUCUUUUAAGUUGCUGUUCUCUUCUAUUAAGUUUGGGGCCAAGCAUCCUGCGAUUUCCGAGCACGUUAUUCUUCCUUGCCUGAGGAUCGUAUCUCAGGCAUGCACGCCUCCGAAAACUGAUAAGUCAGAGAAAGAAGAAGAAACGGGAAAAUCCGGUAGCCUGCAAUCGAAGAAUGACCCUUCUGUCGAUUCAUCUGUGCCUUCGAGUAAGCUCUCAUCAGAGCUGUCUGAAAAGAGUUGGGAUGGAGGGAAUGGGCAGGAUAUCCCACUGUUGAGCUAUUCUGAGUGGGAAAGGGGGGCUUCGUACCUUGAUUUUGUGCGGAGGCAGUACAGAUUUUCGCAGUCAGCUAAAUCUUUUAAGAGGUCUCGCCAGGAACCACCGAGGAAGGAUUACCUUGCUCUUAAGUAUGCUCUGAGGUGGAAGCGGAUUGCAUGCCGAAGAACAGGGAAAAGUGAUUUCUCAUCUUUUGAGCUCGGAUCCUGGAUAUCGGAGUUGAUUCUCAGUGCCUGUUCGCAAUCUAUAAGGGUGGAGGUCUGCGCUCUCUUUACCUUGCUCUGCCCAGAGAAUUCAUCUCGGCAGUUCCAACUAUUGAACUUGCUGAUGACACUGCUACCGGCUAGCUUGUCCGUUGGUGAUAGUGCAGCAGAGUAUUUUGAGUUGUUCUUCAAGAUGAUAGAGUCUGAAGCUGCACGGCUGUUCCUGACUGCCAAGGGAUGCUUGGCUACACUUUGUAGAUUAAUAACAGAGGAAGUCAGCAGCGUUGAAUCUCAGGAAAGAAGAUUGAAUAUUGACAUAUCCCAGGGAUUCAUACUACAUAAACUGGUUGAGCUCCUGAGCAAGUUUCUCGAGGUCCCCACCAUACGGGUCAGGUAUGAUAGUUAUCAAAUUCUUUCUUUGACUUUGAUCUUAUCUCUAGCCGUUCUGCCUCACAAGAUUCAUCAUUCGUGCUAUAGAUUUAUGCGUGCCGAGCUGAUAUCACAAAUUCUGGAGGCUCUCCUCGUCAUUCGGGGCUUGAUCCUGCAGAAGACGAAGCUGAUAAGCGACUGCAACAGGCUCUUGAAGGAGCUUCUUGAUGGUUUUCUGCUUGAGAGCUCCGAAAAUAAACGGCUUUUUACGUGCGCUUGUAUAUCUGGUCUUCAAAUUCACUCCAAGGAACGGAAGGGACGAACUUCUCUGGUAUGUUACAGUGCAUCCUCUUCCUUGUUCUCUAAUGUCCGCAAAAUGAAAUGCUCAGACUUGUUUUCUCUUUGAAACUUCACAUCUGCCAAUUCUUGUAUAAUAUUUAUUCUUCUUCUUUGUAAUACGUCACAUUUCUCAACAUUCAUUCUAACGAUGGAAUUUUGCUCCGCCAGCUCCUUCCCCCUUACACGGUUCAUUUUAUUGUCAUUUGCAUUUCAGUACAUUGAAAUGCUCGAUCAGAUUCAUUUGUUUCUUUCAAAGUUCAUAAUUUUCUUAUCAAGCAAUCAAAUUCCGAUUAUUUUUUUUCCUGCAACAGUUCAUCUUGGAACAGCUAUGCAAUGUGAUCUGUCCUUCAAAGCCAGAACCCGUCUACCUUUUGAACCUCAACAAGUCGCACACUCAAGAGGAGUUUAUAAGGGGUUCCAUGACGAAAAAUCCCUACUCCAGCAACGAGAUUGGUUUGCUGAUGAGAGAUGUCAAGAACAAAAUUUGUAAUCAGCUGGACCUUCUGGGUCUUCUCGAAGACGACUAUGGCAUGGAAUUACUCGUAGCUGGGAAUAUAAUUUCUCUUGAUCUGAGCAUCGCCCAGGUCUAUGAACAGGUGUGGAAGAAGUCAUACGCUCAGUCACAGAAUGCUGUUUCUGGCUCUGCAUUAUUAUCUUCUGUUGGGAUCACAUCCGGCAGCGAAUGCCCGCCUAUGACAGUCACAUACCGGCUUCAGGUAGAUUAAACUCGACACAAAGGUGUUCAGUUCGUCAGGUUUGAUUUACUGUGCGGCUAUCUAAACACCUCUCUUUAAAACUUUAUAUUUUGUCAUUAGAUAUCUCAGAACUGUUUAUAAUUCAUCUAAAGAUGUUCAGUUCGUCUCGUUUGAUUUAGCUGGUCUGGUGUAGAAUCCCCCCUAGCCAUGAUCUCCACUUUUAUCGUGCGGCUAUCAGACAGAACGGCUUUUUUAAGUUUUGACUUCAUUUUUUUCCAUGUGAUAUCGUGGAUUUUCUUCCGGUUUUUAAGUUUUGACUUCAUUUAUUCCAAUAACUUUGUUUGCGAGAAUCAGCCAAACUGCUACUCCUCAGAUCGACAUUUCCGAUCAUUUUGGAGAAGCCAUGAUCAGUAAAAAAUUUGGGUCCCAGUUCAUAUUAGAAAGCUUCAAUCUGACCGCUCGCAAUUUCUUCUCCCAGGGCUUGGAUGGCGAAGCCACCGAGCCCAUGAUCAAGGAGCUGGAGGAGGACAGGGAGGAAUCGCAGGAUCCUGAGGUGGAGUUCGCCAUUGCAGGCGCUGUCCGCGAAUGCGGUGGGCUCGAAGUUAUUUUGAGCAUGAUUCAGGUUCCCUCUCUCUCUCUCCCUUCCAGAAUGAUCUGAACCACAAUAAAUGCUUUUGUAAUCGAUCUAAAUAAACUGUUUGUUCUGCUCUGAUGUUGUUUGUUAUUUGUUGUUGGUGUUGUCCGCUGGUGGCAUCAGCGAUUGAGUGAGGAGGAUCUGAAGUCGAACCAGGAGGAGCUGAGCUCUGUCCUGAAUCUGCUCAUGUACUGCUGCAAGAUCCGGGAGAACCGGCGGGCGCUGCUGCAGCUAGGUGCCCUGGGGCUGCUCCUUGAGACCGCCAGGCGCGCCUUCGCCGUGGACGCCAUGGAGCCCGCAGAGGGUAUCCUCCUCAUCGUCGAGAACCUCACCAUGGAAGCCAACGACACCAACCUCAGCAUCACCCAGACGGCGGCGCUCAGGGCCGCCGCCGCCGCCGCCGGCGCCGCCGGUGAGGAGGAGCAGGCCAAGAAGAUCGUGCUCAUGUUCCUGGAGCGGCUCUCCCACCCCUCCGGCACAAAAAAGUCCCACAAGCAGCAGCGCAACGACGAGAUGGUGGCGAGGAUCCUCCCCUACCUCACCUACGGGGAGCCCGCGGCCAUGGAGGCCCUCAUCCAGCACUUCGACCCUUAUCUUAGGGACUGGUCCGGCUUCGACCACCUGCAGAGGGAGCACCUGGAGAACCCCCGGGACGAGAGCAUGGCCCUGCGGGCGGCGAAGCAGAGGAGCGCCCUGGAGGACUUCGUCAGGGUCUCCGAGUCCCUCAAGACGAGCUCCUGUGGGGAGAGGCUCAAGGACAUCAUCCUCCACAAGGGCAUCACCGGCGCCGCCGUCCGCCACCUGAGGGAGAGUUUCCCACCCUCCACAAGGGCGGCGAUGGCCGGCUUCAAGCUGUCGGCGGAGUGGGCGCAGAGCCUGAAGCUGCCCUCCGUCCCCUUGAUCCUCUCCAUGCUGAGGGGGAUCUCCAGGGGUCAUCAGCCCACGCAGGCCUGCAUCGACGAAGCUGGGCUCCUCCCUCUCCUCCAUGCCCUAGAGGGGGUCCCCGGGGAGAGCGAGAUUGGAGCAAGAGCCGAGAACCUGCUGGACACUCUCUCCGACAAGGAGACCACCGGCGACGGCUUCCUCGGGGAGAAAGUCCGCAGCCUGCGGCACGCCACCAGGGACGAAAUGAAGCGCCGGGCUCUGCGGAAGCGCCAGGAGCUCCUCCAGGUAAUCACCCUACUCUUCCUACCCACCAUUAUCUACCAUUCCGAACCAGAGUGUAGGAAUAUCGAAACACCUUCAGAAGGCAUUGGUUGUGAAUUUUAUUUUUUUUUCUUGGGAAAAAUGCGCAGGGCCUGGGGAUGCGGCAGGAGGUGGCGUCGGACGGAGGGGAGCGGAUAGUGGUUUCCCGGCCGAGCAUCGAGGGGCUGGAGGAGGUGGAGGAGGAGGAAGAGGACGGGCUGGCGUGCAUGGUGUGCCGGGAGGGGUACUCCCUGCGGCCGGGGGACGCGCUGGGCGUGUACUCGUACACGAAGCGGGUGAACCUCGGCGCGGGGAGCGCGCGGGGGGACUGCGUCUACACUACGGUGAGCCACUUCAACGUGAUCCACUUCCAGUGCCACCACGAGGCCAAGCGGGCGGACGCGGCGCUGAAGAAUCCCAAGAAGGAGUGGGAGGGGGCGGCGCUGAGGAACAACGAGACACUCUGCAACAGCGUCUUCCCCCUCAGGGGCCCCUCCGUCCCCCUCCCCCAGUACCUCCGCUACGUCGACCAGCACUGGGAGAACCUCGCCGCCCUCGGCCGCGCCGACGGCAGCCGCCUCCGCCUCCUCACCUACGACAUCGUCCUGGUAUAUAUAUCUCCCACUAUUGCCGCUCCUGGUCCUCUUCCCUCUUCACUUCCGCCGGUGUGUGUUUGACUGGACUGACUGACUGACUGACUGCUCUUCCUUGCUCUGUUCUUGUAGAUGCUGGCGCGGUUUGCGACGGGGGCGUCGUUCAGCGCGGACAGCAGGGGCGGAGGGAAGGAGAGCAACGCGCGGUUCCUGCCCUUCAUGGUGCAGAUGGCCGCCCACCUGCUGGAGCAGGGGAGCUCCUCCGGCCAGCAGCGCCGGACUCUGGCCCGGUCGGUGGCGGCGUAUCUGACCCCCCCGGCGGCACCUGCGGCUGCGCCUCCGCCGGUGACUUCGCCUGCCGGAGGGGUCCGUGCCGCCGCCGCCGCCGCCGAGGAGACGGUGCAGUUCAUGAUGGUGGCCUCCCUGCUGUCCGAGUCCUACGAGGACUGGUCCCGGCACCGCGUCACCUUCCUGCAGCGCGGCCUGCACCACGCCUGCGCGCAGCAGCAGCAGGUGCACGGCCGCCCCGCCGAGCUCUUCGCCGUCGUCAAGCCGAUCCUCGUCUACGUGGGGCUGAUCGAGCGGCUGCAGUGCUUCUUCAAGCUGCCGCCCAGAGCGGGAGGAGGGGAAGCGGCAGCAACAGCAGUAGCAGCAGCAGCAGCGGACGGGGGCAGCGGCGGCGGGGGUUUGGAGAGGUGGGAGCUGGCGAUGAAGGAGCGGCUGGGGAACGUGAAGGAGAUGGCGGGGUUCUCCAAGGAGCUGCUGCCGUGGCUCGAGGACAUGACCUCCGCCGAGAGCCUGCAGGAGGCGUUCGACGUCAUGGGCCUCCUCGGGGACGUCCUCUCCGCCGGAGACUACCCUCACUGCGAGGCCUUCGUCGCCGCGGCCGUGCAGAAGAAUUGA